CCGGAAGAGGCGUGUCUUUCUGCCGACAUCCCGGAAGUGCCUGUGUUGUGGUCGCCGGCCCCAGAAUCGCUCGCCGGUUCUGCGCGGCGCUCUAAGGGCCUCCCGCGCUCCGGCCAUGUCGUGAGGGGAGGCGGCGGCGGGAGAGAGGGCUUCCUAUUCCUUUAUGGGCCACUUUCUCUCGCGGAAGGAGGGAACGGGACCGUCCGGACGCAGCGCGGAGCAGAGCCGCCGCCGCCUUCGCCUUCUCCGCCGCCGGCCCCUGAGCGGCGGGAGCCGGGGCUGUUUCCUCCGCGGGCCUUGCAUGCUCUGCUUCCUGGUCCACGGUGCCCCCGAGGAGCCCCCGCAGGCGCAGCCCAGGCGCCCCUCCCCGCGCCUCUUGGCGGAGCUGAAGGAAGAGCGCGGCUCCCGCUGCCGCCUCCGCCGCCACCUGCUGCUCUCCGGCCUCCUCCUCCCGCCGCCGCCGCCUCCCGGGCGUCGAGGCGCUCCCGGCCCUGCCCUGGAGAGCGGCCAGGCCCCGGAGAUGGUCUGCAAGCGCAAAGGCGUCGGCCUGCCCGCUUGCCCGCCUCGCAAGCAGCCCCGCUGCGCCGCCAUCGCCGCCGGCCCCGACGCCUGCCCUCUGCCCUCAGCCUCCGAGCCCAGGGACCCCGCCGCCAGCGAGAAUGGGGCCGGGAGGGCGCUGCCCGAGGAAGGGGCCCGGCCCCAGGCGCCCGAGGUCAGCGGCGAGGAGGAGGACAAGAAGAAGGGCGAGCGGCGCCAGCAGGAGCCCCGCCGCGAGCCGCCCGACUGCGAGGAGCCCCCCGAAAACCCCGGUGACUGCUGCUCUCGCGGGGAGCCCCCCGGCCCAGCCCCGGACAUCAACCAGCUGCCGCCCUCCAUCCUCCUCAAGAUAUUUUCCAACUUAUCUCUGAAUGAACGAUGUCUCUCAGCAUCAUUGGUUUGUAAAUAUUGGCGUGACCUUUGUUUAGAUUUCCAGUUUUGGAAGCAAUUGGAUCUUAGUAGUCGUCAGCAGGUUACUGAUGAGUUGCUUGAAAGAAUUGCAUCACGGAGUCAGAAUAUAACUGAAAUCAAUAUUUCAGAUUGCCGUAAUGUAUCAGAUACUGGAGUAUGUGUGCUAGCAUCUAAAUGCCCUGGACUGCUAAGGUAUACAGCCUAUCGGUGUAAACAGCUUUCUGAUACAUCUAUAAUUGCAGUGGCCUCACAGUGUCCUCAACUACAGAAAGUACAUGUGGGUAACCAAGAUCGGCUUACAGAUGAAGGACUUAAGCAGCUGGGCUCAGAGUGUCGAGAACUGAAAGAUAUUCAUUUUGGGCAAUGUUACAAGAUCUCAGAUGAAGGAAUGAUCAUUAUAGCUAAAGGCUGCCUGAAGUUACAAAGAAUAUACAUGCAGGAAAACAAAUUAGUGACAGAUCAAUCUGUUAAGGCAUUCGCUGAACACUGUCCCGAGUUGCAGUAUGUUGGAUUUAUGGGGUGUUCUGUUACAUCUAAAGGAGUCAUACACCUUACCAAUCUAAGAAACCUUUCCAGCUUGGAUCUACGUCACAUCACAGAACUGGAUAAUGAAACAGUGAUGGAAAUAGUAAAGAGAUGCAAAAACCUUACUUCCCUCAAUCUGUGUCUGAACUGGAUUAUAAAUGACAGAUGCGUGGAAGUCAUUGCUAAAGAAGGCCAGAACUUGAAAGAACUUUAUUUGGUGUCAUGUAAAAUUACAGACUAUGCACUGAUAGCUAUCGGACGCUAUAGUAUGACAAUAGAGACUGUGGAUGUGGGAUGGUGCAAAGAAAUCACUGAUCAGGGAGCCACCCAAAUUGCUCAGUGCAGCAAGUCUCUCAGAUAUUUGGGACUGAUGAGAUGUGAUAAGGUGAAUGAAGUGACCGUGGAACAGCUAGUGCAGCAGCACCCACACAUUACCUUCAGCACCGUCCUACAAGACUGCAAGAGGACCUUGGAAAGAGCAUACCAGAUGGGCUGGACACCCAACAUGUCCACUGCCUCUUAGCUCAUGAUCUGAUAUUCAAUAGACAGCAGAGUUAGACUGAACAUUUGAAAAUUGUUUUUACUAUUAAUAUUUUGCUUUUUAUUAAAGGUAUGUUCCAUUUUAGCAUAAAUCUUUUAAUUUUGAAUAUGACUAUAUAUGUAGGAAAUGUCUGUUCAGUCUGUUAAUGGAAACAUUGGACGAAAAGAAAACCUGGUCAGAUAUUUUAUUUUUCUGAAUGUUUAUUUGUGAACAUAAAGACUUUGCAAAGAGCUUGCUGCUCUUCUUGAUGCAAUAUACUUUUCAGUUUACAUAAAGCAGAAACAUCAAUUGGAUGUUUUGUCCAAGUAUAUGUUCGUUAUGGAAACAAUUCAGAGAUGGAUUGUAUGUUUUUUUAUGUACAUAAAUCCAAUGUUUAAAAGCCUUUGGCCGAUUUCUUGAAGUUGGUUCCUGUUAGUUCUGUGGGUAGCAUCAGUAAUUUAAUAUAUUAUGCCUUUCUCUUUCAUAUUAUAUCUUUAUUUCAGGUGUUCAUAUCUUUUUUUGGAUUAUAAGUGACAACUUCUUUCCUGGAGACCACUUAAAUUAAAUGCAAAUUUUAAAGCAGAUUGUCUAAAUUUAUGCUAUCCACACAUGUGUGUUUUUGAGAUGCAGAGCAACAGAAUCCACAGUGUAAAAGAAUAUAACAUUUCAAUUACAGGUUCUCUGCUUUAAUGGAACCUUUGAUAAAUGCUGGGCAUGUAUGUUGUGGGUAUUGAAAUAGAUGGUACUACUGCUUUCUGUUAGUGCUGCCAUUUUUGCCCUUUAGUUUGUUAAUCUAUUGUAAAUCUACUGUCCUUUUGAAACAAACAACUAUAGUAGAUAUUCCUUACUGACUGUGCCCUUCACAAAGUUUCUACAUGUUUGUAUCUUCUAGUUCAACAGUGUAUGGAAUGUAAUUUCCUUUUAAUUUUAAACAAAUGUUACAAUAGAAAUUAGUGUAAGACUGAUUGUGUAAAAAAGAAAAUGAAUGAUCCAGAGGCAACAGGAAAGUAUGAUUUCCCAAUAUAUGAAAGAGCUGCAAUAAGUUUCAGGUUUGUGCAUUCCUCACGAUGUCUCUGAUAUAUAUAUACCACAGCAGGAGACUGAAAGCAUUUGAUUCCAUUUUUAAACAAAACACAGGUCCCUGUUACACUUGAACUGUAACUGAUCUGUGACUAGUUAGAUUACAUUAUGGCUAGUGCAAGCAAGCUGUUUUGACUCUUGUUUUUGGGAGAAAAGCAGAAUAUAAAUGAAACAGUGGUUUCUGUUCCUACCUUGUUCAGGAACAUUGUUUUAGUUAAACUACAGUUCCCUAAAACCAAAUGUAAGAGAAGUUGUGGUCUCUUUAAAUGUAAAAGGAAACCUUUUCUGUUCCCUUUUCCUUUGCACUCUAAAUAUAUUAUCUUACUGAGGCUUGUUGGGAUGGCCGAAAUCUUUUGGAAUCUGUUUUGCCUGCCUGCUGUGUGACUUAAAGACUAGUUGCUGCACAUGGAGAUCUGUUCAUUCUUCAGGGGUGGGGCGCUAUUUGCCAAAUCCCCAUAGGCUAUAGAUCAGUGGUGAGGUGACCCACAAUUUGAGAACCCAAUCUGAUUUGCAAGGCUCCUUGUUUUUCCCUAUCCCCUCUCCUGGGUUAUCUGCCCCUAUUGCCAAAGCCCUUUCUUUCCAUAAAGAAAGUGGAUACGAUACAAGAUAGGCCACAAUACAUGUGUAGGAGAAACAAAGAAUUCUAUGAUCACAGCACUGGAUAAAGAAGCCUCAUAUGGUGCUUUCAGCCAGGGACCAAGGACACUUCCUAAUGCAAGGAGAUCUUCCCAACUUUACAACAACUUGUCCCUAUCAUAGACCACAUCACAUUUCUCCAUCACCCAUCCCUUUGGAAUGCAUUCAAGCUGCAAAAUGGAAGUAUUUCUAUGUAAAAACGAUUAAAACAAGUUAGUGUGGGUGCACACAUUUAUAUUCACCCAUGCAGUCAAGUAUUUAGAUUCACAGCUGUUCAGAAAGUUUUGAUAUAUACUGACAUACACAUGCACAUGCACAUGCACACACACACACACACACAGAGAGAGAGAGAGAGAGAGAGAGAGAGAGCUACCUCUGUAAUCUAAGGUGAUGGCUUCCAUAACUGAAAAUUGCUGAUGGUUAAUUAUAAAUACACUGAGGUGUGUGCCCUACUUUUCUUUGUGCAAUCAUAUAUCUCCAUUCAUGUUCACAUGGAGAAAUGUGCCCAUUUCAACCAGCCCUUUUGUUGAAAUCCUUUACACACUUUCCUGGGAGUAAGUUUCACUAAACUCAGUCACACAUAUUCCCAAAUAGUUAUGUAUAGAAGUGUAUUCUUGUUCUGCCAUCAUUACUGACUAUUUAAGGGUUUGAUAGUUAACCAAGUUAAAGAGCCACUACUGAAAUGUACUAAGUUCAGAGUGAAAUGAAUUUAUUGUUGAUUAUCUUGUUGGAUCUUCCUAUUAUUUUACAUCAGAGGUACACCCUUCCAGACAUUGUUCGACUGCACCUCCCAACAGGCCUAGCCAGCACAACCAAGGAUAAGGGGUGCUGAGAGUGCAAUAACACGAUUCCCACCCCUGUUAUAUCUAAAAUUAUUUCUUCGGUGGAGGAAAUCUUCCAAUUCUUUUGAAUUAUACUGCAUACAUUUCUUAUUUGUAUCCUACUUCACAGAGUAUACCUGAAUUUGCUAUAAGGUCAAUCAUCUGGAAUCCAGAGCAGGUUUUUAGAUCUAAUAUAUACAGAAAAUAGUCAGAAUAUAGCAAUGGAAGGUUUAUUUUUGUGUUUGUUAGCAGUACUGUGAAGAGUUAAAUUUCAGGAGAGUUGACAAGCAGACACUGAAAAAAGACAGGGCAGUAAGUAACCUUUAGAAUGCAACAGUUUUAUAAAGGAUAUAUUGUUUUGUUUUUUAGAUGUAACAUUGUGUAUUUGUUUUUUAAAGGUUAAAGUGUUUUAAUCCAAAAUAUCAAAUGUUCAGCCUUGACCUGAAGACUUGCCAUUAUUGUCAAAAUGUUUGGCUAAUCUAGAAGACUUUAGGCAGCACAAGUUGGAAAACAGCAUUGGUAUGUUUGUGUAAACCAUAUAUCCAGUCUCACAGCCUCCGUUCCUGACAAUAACAGAAAGGGCUUCUUGUGUCAUUUUUGUCACAAUUCCUUGAAUGUUUUCUUAUUAGAUAUUUCAAAUUGAGACAAAAAGCCUUUGCACAAAAAAAACAAAAUGUACAGUGGAUUUUGCCUGGCAUGUCAGAAAUACACAUGAAUAUAUAAAAUGCAGGGCUUUUUAUCCAUGUGAAUAUUUGGCAGUAUUUUCACAAAUAAAGACAAUGACUGGAAAAGAAA
Messenger RNA from Anolis carolinensis (green anole), 5325 nucleotides. It is a transcript of the gene fbxl17, whose product is annotated as F-box and leucine rich repeat protein 17. Gene Ontology annotation, biological process: SCF-dependent proteasomal ubiquitin-dependent protein catabolic process. NCBI's taxonomy places the organism in Eukaryota, Metazoa, Chordata, Lepidosauria, Squamata, Anolidae. The coding region runs from base 164 to 1996 and encodes 610 amino acids. The transcript has 9 exons. Gene Ontology annotation, molecular function: protein binding. Gene Ontology annotation, cellular component: SCF ubiquitin ligase complex. The record is from RefSeq and is a predicted model, not a curated record.